UCUUUCUGCAGGUUUCCCGUUUAUUUUCGAGAGAAAUUUUUAAUUUUAUAUCAUAAGGCAAUUUGUGAGCAACUAUUAUUUGUGCGUUCCACAACAAGAUCAUCAUGGACAAACAAUCAACCGAGUCUCCUUUAAAAAUGCUCCUAAACUCGACGGCGAGGCCGGCCGGGACUUCCGGAUCCAUACAGCUUUCCAAGCCAUCCCCACAAGCCAGCAUACUGAUGCAGGCCCCUGUGCCAACGGGGCCCCAGGAAGCGAUCAAUUCCGUGCAAGUGAGGAACUGUGUGGCAACGGUCAGCGUUGGCUGCGAACUCAAUCUCAAAACCAUCAACUUCCGGACGCGCAAUACCGAGUACAAUCCAUCGCGAUUCCACGGCGUGGUGAUGCGGAUACGAGAUCCAAGGUGCACCGCGUUGAUCUUUCGCUCGGGCAAAAUCAUCUGCACUGGGGCCAAGAACGAGCAGGAAGCGAACCUGGGUAUGCGGAAGUUCGUGAGGAUCAUACAAAAACUUGGGUUCGACGUGAAGUUCCUGGGGUUCAAGGUACAGAACAUGAUAGCCACUGCAGACCUUCGAUUUCCGAUACGACUGGAAAACUUGAACCAGGUGCACGGUCAGUUUAGCUCGUAUGAACCGGAACUGUUCCCCGGAUUGAUCUACCGGAUGGUGAAACCACGCGUAGUGGUGCUAAUCUUCGUUAACGGAAAACUGGUGUUCACUGGUGCGAAGAAUAUGCGCGAAAUCACAGAAAGUUUAGAAAACAUAUAUCCCAUUUUACAGAGUUUUAGAAAAAAUUGAUUGGUAAGUUUUUUUUAUCGUGUGAGCAAUAGUAAAUCUAAAAAUUAGAAUAAAAAUAAGAAUAAAAGAUCAACCUUGUUAUAAGUGUA
Messenger RNA from Anopheles darlingi, 886 nucleotides. Its product is annotated as TBP-related factor. Lineage: Eukaryota; Metazoa; Arthropoda; Insecta; Diptera; Culicidae. Gene Ontology annotation, molecular function: DNA binding; RNA polymerase II general transcription initiation factor activity. The coding region runs from base 105 to 797 and encodes 230 amino acids. The record is from RefSeq and is a predicted model, not a curated record. The transcript is spliced from 3 exons. Gene Ontology annotation, biological process: DNA-templated transcription initiation.